UACUUCUGAAGAUCAAGGACUGUCAUUUGAUCACUUGAAAAUGUGUUUCGUCAUCUGCUAAUACUUGUCACGUUUUUGUAGAAAAUUCAAUGAAAAUGAAUAAAAAGUUAUUAUUCUUGAGUGUUUUUCUCAAUGCUUUUCUUUAUACCAGAGCAGACGACGUUUUGGGAUGCGGAGGAUUUAUUAAAAGCCAUGUACCAAUAGACUUUUCCAAAGUUCUAGUCAAAUUAUACACUAAGCAAGGCAUUUUAAAGGAUCAGACCAAUUGCGCCCCAAAUAAUGGCUACUAUUUUAUACCACUUUAUGAUAAAGGAGAUUACAUUCUGCAGCUGCAACCUCCACCAGGCUGGAGUUUCACACCAACCAAAGUAGUAUUGCAGGUCAAUGGCAAAGAUGAUCUCUGUUCCGAAGGCAAAGAUAUUAAUUUUUCGUUCAAAGGCUUUGGAAUUGCUGGAAAAGUUGAGAGUGCUGGUAGUGAUGAUGGGCCAAUUGGGGUUAAUGUGGAGUUGAAAUCAAACAAUGAAAUCAGGAAAACUGUGACCACUGAUAAAGGAGUCUUCUUUUUCACCCCGGUCUAUCCAGGAACGUAUGAGAUAACCAUUUCGCAUCCGAAAUGGAAGUUUGUUAAAGACAUAUUGCCGGUAACGGUGACGGAAGGGAAUACGGAGCUUCCACAAAAGAGCCUGAUCGUCGCAGGAUACGACUUGACUGGAUCCAUUAAGAGCGAGGAUGUACCAAUCGUCGGAGCACAUAUUGCUCUCUACGCAGAUCCAGAUAAUCAAAAUCCAUCAGUUAGGGGUUGCGACAAAUCUGAUUUGAAAGUGUUUAAAGCUAAGGGUUUCUUAUGCCACGCAGUGAGCGACACGAAUGGAAACUAUCUAUUUCCAUCGCUUUCAAACGGAAAAUAUUACGUGGUGCCAUUCUACAAAGGACAGAGCGUUCACUUUGAACCCAACAAAAUUGAAUUCACCAUCUCUCAUGACGGUGUCACCCUGAAAAAAAGUUUCGAGAUUGCAGGAUUUAGUGUAACCGGUAGGGUAUUAAACGCUCCUAACGGCGCUCCUCUCGAAGGAGCUGAGAUUAUGAUUAAUGGUAAAUCGAUUGGCACGACCUCGUCUAGCGGCACGUACAAUUUGGAAAAAAUUAAGGCUGGUACUUACACUAUACAAGUUGUCGCUAGUGACUACAAGUUUGAAUCCCAAUCGAUGAAAGUUAGUCCCAGUGUAAAUGAACUGCCUAACAUCUAUCCACAAUCGUACAAAGUAUGCGGGAAAGUAAUCAGCGACAAAAUGGAGUCCGUGCAAGUUUCAAUAACUCGCAUCGGCUCUACUCAACAUAUUGCCCUUCAAACAGAUUACAACACCGGAAAAUUCUGCCAGCACCUAACGCCCGGCAAAUACCAAGUCCAAGUUAAUGUGCCACAAUCUCAAACAUUACAGUUCUUCCCAAUUACACAAUUGAUUGAAGUAAUCUCAUCUCCUGUUAACGACAUUACCUUCUCUCAAUUGAAAGCCACGAUUACUGGAGACGUCGAUUGCCAGAAGUCCAGACCUGAUUGCGCUGGUUUGAAGGUGAUCUUUAAAGCUACCAUUGACUCAGAGCAGUACAUUGCUAAUGUGAUUGAUAACAAAUACGUUUUGAAUGAUAUGAGACCAGGCACUUAUAAGGUAUCCUUAUCAAGUAACAAUCUUUGCUGGAAGGAGAAGGAAUUCAUAAUCACCAUAACCAGUACCACACACAAGGUCCCUACCUUCGUUCAAAAUGGAUAUUCGAUCACGUUUGUUACCUCUCACGAUACUAAAGUCACUUACAAAGUUCCUGGUCAAGACGGUAAAGUUGAAGCUCUCCCACUGGCCAAAGGCAACUCUAAGCAUUGCGUCCAAAAGGCAGGCGUUUAUAAAUUUAAUUUGGAUAGUUGUCACACUUAUUCAUCAAACGUGAUUACUUAUGAUACCAAUCAAAAAGUAAACGAAAUCAUCAUCGACGCUGAAACACACAAGAACGUUUUAGCUAUCUCAGCCAACGAAGAUUUCGGUAACAUCUUCGUAUCAAUCAGCAUUGAAGGUGUGAAGAAAAUGCACGGCCCGAUCAAAUUCGGCAACCAGAAAUACCUCAUCGAAAUCUUCUUGAGCGCUGGUGAAACCGCCAUCAUAGUUCCACAAUCCGAGGAAUUAUACUUCAAUCCUCCAAUCUUGUCGAUUAAGGGAGAUGGCGAUUGCGCUGAUCUGGGUGUGAAGUUCGAAGCGAAGAGAGGAAAGGUAUUCAAGGGAAGAAUCAACCCACCCUUACAAGGUGUACAAAUUACUGUGGAGUCUGAAAACACCGAUUUGCUUUUGGACGAAUCAAACAGUGAAGGUUAUUACAAAUUCCCACCUCUAGAUGAUUCCAAACCAUAUAAAGUCCAAGCAAAGAAAGACUUCUACGUUUUAAUUGGACCCGAUGCAAACGGUGAUUUCCUUGCACAUAAACUUGCUGAAGUUGUCGUUGAAAUUCUGGAUGAAACUGAUGGUCUGCCGCUUCAAGGAGCUUUACUCUCAUUAUCGGGUGGAGAAAGCUACAGGAGCAACAUGCAAACUGAUGAGAAUGGCAAAAUUAAGUUUCCCAGUCUUAGUCCCAGCGAGUACUUCUUGAAGCCUAUGAUGAAGGAAUAUAGCUUUAACCCACCAUCGAAAAUAAUUAAAGUUGAAGUAGGAGCUUCCGUUAAAGUCCAAUUAAAAGGUAAAAGAGUAGCUUAUAGCGCAUACGGUUUUGUAACGUCUUUGAACAAUCAACCCGAGGAAAGAAUGAUUGUCGUGGCUGAUGGUAACCACAAUUGCUCCCAAUAUUCCGAAGAAGCCACCUCCGAAUCAAAUGGAUAUUUCCGAAUCAGAGGUUUAAUUCCUUACUGCUCCUAUGAAAUCAAAGUUAAAGGCGGUGUGGAUGAAAAAGACACCAUUGAAAGAUCUACUCCGGCCAGCUACGAAGUUGCAUCUAUUACAUCAGACAUUACGGAUGUGCACAUGGUUGUCUUCCGCACAUCUCCAAACACAGAUAUAAUGGUAAAAGUCCACACUGCAAAUCCAGAGCAUUACAAGAACCUCCGUGUCAAAUUAGCCAGGGAAUCAUCUCCAGCUGGUUUAGUACACUCCGUUAAAGUAGACACGAAUAAUUAUAAAAUCACCAAGGAUUACAAUCCCGGAAUCAUGAUUCAAAUCCCAUCAGUUCCGUACGACGGUAAAAGCUAUUCUUUGCAAUUGGAAUCCUCAACGCCUGCUUUGAACAAAGGCAAUGCGCAAAUCAAAUUCUUCGCUGCGGAUAGCAGCUUGAAAUUCAUACAACUCGAUUUCAUAAUGAAAUCGAGCCAAACCGAUCAACACAUUAAGCAAACCUCCAUCUGGACUCUGGCUUUCAUCUUUGGAAUGAUGAUUGCUGCUUACAACAUCGACAAGAUCGUCCAGUUGGUGAAAUUCAAAAUACCUGUCAAUAAUGUUGAGAACUUGUGGAAGCCGAAGACUGUAACACCGGAAUACGUACCGGUAGAGGAGAUCGAUCAAAUUGUAGAGAACAUCAACUCAGUCAAACGUAAAGUGAAAUCUAAGCGGAUUUAAACCAAAACCCAAUUUAGUUAAUUAAAUACAUUUUAGUAUUUUGUAUUUAUUUGUCGUCGUUAGACGACCUCUUUUAUUCUAACAUUUUGAGGAAAAAAAUAAUAAAGAUAAAUCAACUCUAAAUAAUUAACA
Molecule: messenger RNA, 3719 nt
Organism: Nicrophorus vespilloides
Lineage: Eukaryota; Metazoa; Arthropoda; Insecta; Coleoptera; Silphidae
Product: nodal modulator 1
Exons: 11
Coding region: 90-3587 (1165 amino acids)
Cellular component (GO): endoplasmic reticulum membrane
Molecular function (GO): carbohydrate binding
Source: RefSeq, a predicted model, not a curated record